Molecule: messenger RNA, 413 nt
Organism: Meloidogyne enterolobii
Lineage: Eukaryota; Metazoa; Nematoda; Chromadorea; Rhabditida; Meloidogynidae
Source: the annotation of a GenBank genome assembly
UUUGAAAAAAAAUUUUUUACUCUUUGAUAGGUCUUAUGCAAAAUACAACAAGUCCACCUACAACUCCAUUUGUUCCAGCUACACUUAUCUCUUUAUUACCCGAUGUCCGUCCUCGUGCUCCAAUUACUUUGCCAAAUAUGCUUCCUUCUCAUCCUUCACAAUUGCAACAUUCAACAGCAAUUAUGGAUGGAGAUAGAAUUCAAAUGAAUUCAAAUUCUCUAUUUCCUGAUAAAAAUACUUUUAACUCUACAAAUCUUGGAUUAAGAAAAAUGAAAGAAGAUCAGAUACGAAUUGAACAACAGCCACAUUAUGAAAAAAAGCGGCGUAAACGAAAACGGAAAUCAAUAUUAAUUAUUGACGAACAAAUAAGUUUAGCUGAUGAGGAAAAUAUGGCUGAUUAUAGGUAUUUUUAA